GUCCCAAACCCAGGGGAAGCCUGAGAGCCUUUAGCUGCAGAGCCCUGAGUGCUGACAGAAUGGCAUCUUCUGACCUUAGAGAAGAACUCAACUGUUCCAUCUGCCUCAACAUUUACGCCGACCCAGUGACCCUUAAAUGCGGCCACAAUUUCUGCCUGGCCUGUAUCAAGAGUGUGUUGGCCACGCAGAAGGGCUCUGGGGCCUAUUCGUGCCCUGAAUGCAGAGCGGAGUUUCGGGAGCGGCCGGCACUGCAGAGGAACAUGAAACUGAGCAACAUAGCGGAGCGGUUCCGUUCUACUCGAUCUACACAGCCCAAAAGGACUGGAAUUUUCUGUACUUAUUGCAUUCACAGCCCGGCGCCUGCUGCCAAGUCUUGUCUCCUCUGUGAGGCCCAUCUGUGUGAGAACCAUGUCUUGGUCCAUAGUAAGUCCCCAGAACAUGUCCUCACUGACCCCACAACGUCCUUGAACAACCGAAAAUGCUCAGUACACAAGGAGGUCAUGAAGUAUUAUUGCCCCGAAGAUGCUGUUUGCAUCUGUGUCUCCUGCUGUGUGUUGGGGGAACAUAGGGGCCACCAGGUGGAGCUCCUCAACGAGGCCACCGAGAAAAAGAAGAAGAGAUUAAGAAAUAUUCUGGAAAAUUUAACCUCAAAACAAGACCAGGCCCAGAUUAGAAUCCAGAACCUGCAGGAGCACAGGAGGGACGUGCAAGACAAAGCCGCCGCUGUAUCGGACCAAGUCACGGCUCUUUUUGGGGACAUCAGGGAACAGCUGGAAGCGUUAGAGAAGCGGGUGUUGUGUGAGAUCUCCAGACAAGAGGAACAAGCUUUGCUUCAUGUCUCUGAUCUCAUCCAGCAGCUUGAAAUCCAAAAGGAGGAGUUGUCGGCAAAGAUGCACCACAUUGAAGCGCUGUGCAACAUGACCGACCCAUUAACUGUCCUACAGGGGCGGGAGUCGGACUAUAAUGAGCACAAAAGUCACAAGGACAGAGGAAGAGAUGACAAAGACAUGGCCGCCGUAGGAGAUCUGGAUGAGGUGUUGAUCUCAGUGACUCUGCACAAAGCCUUAACUGAUAUUGUAUCUGAUGCAGAGAGAAAGAGAGGCCUCUUCAUCCAGGAGGCCAGAGACGUCCUUCUAGAUAUCAACACCGCUCACAAUAAUGUUGUUGUAUCCAGUGAUCUGAAAAGUCUCUCGAGGUCAGAUCAGAAGCAAAGCCACCGGCCGACACGGGGAAGAUUUAAAUUCUAUUUCCAAAUACUAAGCAUCAGGUCCUUCUCAUCCGGGCAGAGUUACUGGGAAGUGGAGACCAGUCAGACUGGUGGCUGGAAGAUUGGCGUGGCCUUUCCCAGUAUAGAAAGGAAAGGAGACCAGUCCUGGUUGGGGAACAACAAAAAGUCCUGGUGCCUGUACAAAUAUAAUAAAGAGUUUUCAGUGAUACACGACUCAAACAUAAACCCCUUAACCAUUGAGGCCCACUGCCAGAGGAUUGGGAUAUUCCUCGACUAUGAGGCUGGACGCUUGUCAUUUUAUGAGCUCACUGAGCCAAUCAGGCACCUCCACACCUUCACCUCCACCUUCACUGAGCCUCUUCAUGCUGCGUUCUAUGUACGAGACAGCGGUUGGGUCAGAAUUAGGAGCUAAUCAUGCUUCUUCAUUGGCUGAAGAUCAGCGGUACCGGAUCUAUCAAUAGAUAUACAGCUGGUGACCAGAAGAUUAUAGUAAAGGAGAUAUGGUCAACAAGCAUCUCUAUCAGUUUCUUCUGCUGGACAUUUAUGCUUUGACUGAUUGGUGCUGUUUAUUGAAUAAACUAUUUUAUAUAGGGGCAAUUUACUUUACCAGUGUCUUAGGGUCCUGGCCAGUAAACUCGAUACCUUCUGGAAAAGGAGGAAUCUCAAAAGAAACUCAGAUAAGCCAGACUUUAUCCAUCUCACUCUACUAACAUCUGGGAAAGUCUAUGGCAGAAAUGGCUGCCAAGAUAAUGAUAUGAUAUAGUCUCUAUGUCCAACAGGUUUAUCCAUAGAUAGAGCUACAUAUGUGGGUUAGGGUGGGUUGUAGGCCAUAAUUCAGGCAGGUAAAUGUCUUUGGCCUGAAGUUAUCCAUUUAGCCUCUCUCAUUUACUGAUUCCAUUGGUCAGGGUUUGGGUCAUUAAAAUGGCAAAGGCCUCUGUAUAUUUUGGGUUCUUGUUAAUACCAACAGGUGUAGAUGGUACAUUUUCCUGAUCUACUUACUUUUAUGAUCAAGUAUUUAUUAAGCCCCAAAAGGUUCUGCAGCUCUGAACUUUGGAUUGGGACAAUGUUCCCUCUUAGCCUUGUGCUUAUAUAGAGAACAAUGGAAAAAUGGAGAAUAAAACAGGAAAAAUAAUAUGGAAGAACCCAACACAAGGACAGAGGGGCCCCUGACUGGGAAUAUCUAUGGUUCCAUCUGUGAUCAGUGACCAACCCCUAGAUGGAGAAAUGUUACUCCUACACUGUAAUGUUACUACUGAGGGAACAUCUGGAAGCCCUGGAGAAAUGACUAUUGAGUGAGAACCAUAUUGUCCCUUUCCAGGUAAUGUACAAGUUGGAGCAAAAAUAAGUAGAACAAUUAUAUAUCAAGGUUUAACACUGUAUAGGCAAUCUGGGGGCGAAUAUCAUUGUUUAUACCAUUUUUUGCAUCCAAUGAAACAAAAACUACACAUUCAACUGUC
Xenopus tropicalis (tropical clawed frog) is the source of this 2685-nucleotide messenger RNA. Its product is annotated as MGC79670 protein. The record is from RefSeq and is marked predicted. NCBI's taxonomy places the organism in Eukaryota, Metazoa, Chordata, Amphibia, Anura, Pipidae. Gene Ontology annotation, molecular function: zinc ion binding. Gene Ontology annotation, biological process: antiviral innate immune response. Bases 60 to 1640 code for a protein of 526 amino acids. Gene Ontology annotation, cellular component: cytoplasm. The transcript has 2 exons.